GUGAGCAGUCUGAGCAGCCCAGGAAAGCAACAUGCUGCACAAGCAGGGCUGAGUUGCAAGUAGGAUAUCAUACAUGUGCCUGAUGCCUGUUGGUCAUUAUGGAUGAAACUUCAAGCUCUGAUCGUGCCUUCAUACCAUCUACUUUUGAUGGCUCUCACCAGGAAGUUGCCAUAUUGUCUGGCAGCGUUGGUGGGUGGAGUACCCAUCAGUUCAAUAGCAGUCAUGCUAUUUGGCAUGGGGAAAACUUCACUGAAUCACCAGAAAAUAGGACAAUUACCCAGCCAGCAAUGGACUUUGACCCAUUAGGAGGACAUACAGUCUUGCAGGUUGUAGUAAUUGUCUUCCUCACUGGGUCACUUUCACUUGUUACUAUUCUUGGGAACAUCUUAGUUCUGUUGUCCUUCAAGAUCAAUAAGACGCUGAAGACUGUGAACAACUACUACUUGCUGAGCUUGGCGUUCGCUGACCUGACCAUUGGCACACUAUCAAUGAACUUGUAUACCACCUACAUCAUCAUGGAUCAAUGGGCUCUGGGCCCGGUGAUCUGUGACUUGUGGCUUGCAAUUGACUAUGUAGCCAGCAAUGCUUCAGUCAUGAACCUCCUUGUCAUUAGCUUUGACAGGUAUUUCUCUGUGACCAGGCCUUUGACCUAUCGUGCAAAGCGUACAACCAAGCGAGCCAUGACUAUGAUUUGUUUAGCUUGGUCCAUAUCAUUCAUUCUUUGGGCCCCAGCCAUCCUGUUCUGGCAAUACAUCGUUGGAGAGCGGACAGUGCCGCCUAAUGAAUGCUUCAUCCAGUUUCUGUCUGAGCCCAUUAUUACAUUCUGCACUGCUAUAGCUGCGUUUUACUUGCCAGUUACUAUAAUGACAACCCUGUUUUGGAAGAUCUAUCAGGAGACAGAGAAACGUGUUAAGGAUAUGCAGGGUCUUAAGGGCUCUGGUGCAGGAAACAGCCAGACUCAAAAUCACAGGAGUGGCAAUGGUGUGACCAAGAGCAAAACGGAAAAACCAGACACAACUUCAACACAACAAAUGAGUGCCACGAACGACAGGAGCGAUGAGCAAAAUCAACUGCCUUCAGACAACACAAAUGACAACUCAAGUAUUCCAAGAGGAAUGGGAAGCAGAGGGAUAUGUGGAGUAUUCCUCUUUCAGUUUUCAUCACAUUUAUGCCAGGGUUUUAAAAGGGCUGAAACCACUGCCAGAGCAGAGCAGAGUUGCUGUGACAGUUUAAAUAACAAUGAUCCUUCAGAGGAGGAAGAGGAAGUCAAUGAUGCAGACCAAAUAAAACUUGCGACAGAUGGAAAGAAGACUAAAAGGGCAAAGGACAAGGACAGAAAAUCAUCAGGGUCAACCCAUUCACUGCCUGCUGACACAUCCCCUGGAAAUAUCUCCAUAACAGAUGCGGCCAUGGCGAAGAAGUUUGCCUCGAAAGCCAAGACAGAGGCUAACAAGCGCAAGAAUGACAAAAAGGCAAAUGACAAGAAAGCAGCACGAACACUGAGUGCCAUCCUUUUGGCCUUCAUUACGACUUGGUUGCCAUACAAUAUAAUGGUCUUAGUUAACACCUUCUGCCAAGACUGUAUCCCAGGAACGCUUUGGGCACUGGGCUACUGGUUGUGUUACGUGAAUAGCACAGUCAACCCUAUGUGCUACGCCCUGUGUAACAAGACUUUUCGAACAACGUUCAAAGAUAUCCUAAUGUGCCAGUGGAAUCAAAAUAAAAGCAAGCUUCAAUUUAAUAAGAGGAAUACUGCAGCUUGCCGAAAGAAAGAUCAAAUGUAGACCAGAAAGUAUGAUUCAAAUAUUACAAUUUCGAAAUUGUAGUUUGGCAAGACAUGCUUACCCUACUAAAACAACAGACCUGUACUCCGAUCCUCAGAAAUUCCAAUACUCUUCCCAAAGACAAAAGUAUUCACAAACUAAUUUGAGCUUUGUGAACAGAUUUGUGACAUCAGAAUUAAGCACAGUGUUAAAGAAUUAAGCACAGUGUUAACAUAAAUGCAGACCUACUUCUCCUAAGAUUAUGUUACAUGCAGGGCCCCCCAUUUGCUGGAACAGACGAAU
Messenger RNA from Phycodurus eques (leafy seadragon), 2066 nucleotides. RefSeq names its product cholinergic receptor, muscarinic 3b (gene chrm3b). The transcript is spliced from 6 exons. Gene Ontology annotation, cellular component: synapse; dendrite; plasma membrane. Gene Ontology annotation, molecular function: G protein-coupled acetylcholine receptor activity; G protein-coupled serotonin receptor activity. The record is from RefSeq and is a predicted model, not a curated record. NCBI's taxonomy places the organism in Eukaryota, Metazoa, Chordata, Actinopteri, Syngnathiformes, Syngnathidae. Bases 99 to 1784 code for a protein of 561 amino acids. Gene Ontology annotation, biological process: G protein-coupled receptor signaling pathway, coupled to cyclic nucleotide second messenger; regulation of vascular associated smooth muscle contraction; adenylate cyclase-inhibiting G protein-coupled acetylcholine receptor signaling pathway.